Messenger RNA from Salarias fasciatus (jewelled blenny), 1524 nucleotides. RefSeq names its product immunoglobulin superfamily member 21-like. Lineage: Eukaryota; Metazoa; Chordata; Actinopteri; Blenniiformes; Blenniidae. The transcript is spliced from 10 exons. Gene Ontology annotation, biological process: homophilic cell-cell adhesion; heterophilic cell-cell adhesion. Gene Ontology annotation, cellular component: adherens junction. The record is from RefSeq and is a predicted model, not a curated record. Bases 67 to 1524 code for a protein of 485 amino acids.
CGCUGCCACUGUCCUUCGCUCUCACAAAUGGAGCAUUUCUCAGUGUGAGCAGCAACACCCAGCAGGAUGCCUGGACCUCUCUGCCUCUGCUUCCUCCUCUCUGGACUCCGCCUCACAGCUGGUUAUCUAACUGUUUCCAUUGAGCCUCGUCCUCCCGUCAUCAUUGGAGACACAGUCACACUGAAAUGCAAUUUCCGUACCGAUGGAAACCUGCAAGAAAUCAUGUGGUUUCGGGUGAUAGAAGGAGGCAGUGCCAAACAAAAGAUUUUCACCUAUGAUGCCAUGUCCAACGCUAGCUACUCCAACAUGGAGGAGAACCACAGACCAGAAGACCUGAUCUAUCAAUCAACAGUGCGGCUUCCGGAGGUCCAGAUGCAGGAUGAGGGUCUGUAUGAGUGCCAUGUGGGGAUCUACGAACGAGGCUCCACACACAAAGUCCUUCUAGCUUCCAGCAGCAUCACCCUCAUUGUUAUAGUCCCUCCGAAAUCGAUCUCUGUGAUGGCGACCAACAGUCCAGCUCCGUUCAGCCGCUAUAAGGCCCAGAACUUCACGUUGGUCUGCGUUGUUACUGGGGCAAAGCCAGCUCCUGUGGUUCACUUCAAAAGGGACGGCGAACUUAUCGAUGUGGUACCAACAGAGCAGUCAUCCUCCUCAGUCGGAGAGCAAAGCAGGGCUGCAGACCUGGAGACGAGUGUGAGCAGGAGUCAGGAGAAGCUUUGGAAUGCACUGGUCCUCACAAGUCGAGACCUCGAUGACACCAAAGUGAAGAAAUCACUGUCUCCCCUGGAGCAGGAGGCAAAACUGGGUCGGCUUGGCCAAGGUGACCCCGGACACUCUCGGCAGGGCUCAGAAGAGGGGCCAGAGUUGAAACCCGAGCCGACGGCCGAGGUCAUCCCCGAGACGGUGGUGAGCCGAGAGUUUCCACGCUGGGUCCAGAGCAGUGACCCCCUCUAUUAUUUCCAACAUCGACAACAGGCAGCAAGCGACGGCACGCUGGAGGUAAUAGCGAUGCUGACCUGGAGCCUGAACCCACAGCUGGACAACGAGGCUCUGUUCAGCUGUGAGGUCAACCACCCAGCUCUGUCCAUGCCAAUGCAGGCCGAGGUCACAUUGGCUGCUCCCAGAGGCCCCAAGCUGUCCACGAGCCCCAGCAGAGUCAAAGUGGGAGACACGGUUUCAAUGGUGGUCCAGGGCUUCCAGCUGGGACCAUCUGCGACUGAGGUGUUCCCUGAACCCAUGUUCACCUGGACUCGGGUUGGGGGUCACCUCCUGGACGGCAGGGAGGAGCACAGCGGGAGGGAGCUGGUCUUGGAGCGAGUCCCAGCUGAGCUGAAUGGCUCCAUGUUUCGCUGCACGGCCCAGAAUCCCCUGGGCUCCACCGACACGCACACCCGCCUUAUAGUAUUUGACAACCCAAGACUGAAGAAAGGAAAAGAACAUUACAUUGCCGUCAACGCAGGAGUCCGUCAUUGUUUCCUCACGUUGACCGUCACGGUGCUGCUGCUGCUGCCAGGAUUCACCUGA